Messenger RNA from Mizuhopecten yessoensis (Yesso scallop), 7435 nucleotides. Its product is annotated as piezo-type mechanosensitive ion channel component 1-like. The record is from RefSeq and is a predicted model, not a curated record. The transcript has 50 exons. NCBI's taxonomy places the organism in Eukaryota, Metazoa, Mollusca, Bivalvia, Pectinida, Pectinidae.
AGUCACGUAUAUAUUUUCCAGAUAUAACUACAAUGAUUGACGGUGUAUAAAAGACAUGGAUUACCCCUGAGGAACCGUGAAGUGCUGUCGUCAUGACAACUCAGGUGUCUAAAUGGGUUUGCUACCCUUUGUUUAGGGUGCUACUCCCCAUCAUCUUACUGGCAGCGUGCGCGGUGAGGUACAAUGCACUGUCCUUCAUUUACCUGGUAUUCUUACUGGUGUGGCCGCUCUUAUCUACGCCAAACAGAACUAACAUCAAAGGAAGCACAGGAGCCUACCUAAAGUGCAUCAUAGUGGUGAGUGCCCUCGGAACACUUGCUCAUAUAGCGUUCCACAUAGCCCUGGCUGCGGGCAGCGCACCGUACGGAUCAAUUCUACAAAACUGCUCUACUGCUGAAGAAAUAGCCAGACAGAUAGCAGUGGAAAGACUUGAUGGUGUUCCAUUCUUAGACAUUCUACGCCUUGUAUUCCCAGAUGUGAUUGUCCUUAUCGUGUCUGUUCUGGUCUUUGCUGUGUGUUACAAACUUUUAGCUCCUCAGCCCACAGUAAAUGGACAAGAAGAAAUAUUAUCCACAGCAACACGCACCAAGAGGAAACGUCCGGUCGACACAUUCGUAUCUUUCCUUGGAGAAUUUGCUGUCGCAAUCUUAUUAGCAGCAAGUGGAAUCAUAGUCCCAUCAGCCAUCGGUGCAUUUUAUUUUCUGUCGUUUUUAUAUAUUGCCACCUGGUGGGCGUUUUAUAAGAGUCUCGGCUCCAAGUUUAGUUAUUUUAAGAUAGUGAUAGUGGUAUGGAGUGGACUGCACUUACUCCUUCUACACCUGUACCAGUUCCAGUUUUUCCAGGAGGCAGUUCCCCCAGAGCUUCUGGUGUCAAGAAUUCUCGGCCUGACGGGAGUUAUCCGGACCAACUGUUCCGAGCCCUGGGCUAUAGAAUACUAUGACCCCUACAACUGGACUCACUUUGUCAACCCUGCGAUCGUCCUGGCGCUGUAUGUUACUGCAGCCGCCGGCACCAGACAGUGGCUAGACAGGAAGAGGUGUGACCUUGAUGAGACAGAUGGUUUAGACAUCGAGGAAAAGCUAGGGAAACGUCGACGAGCCAAGCCAACAGAGCGACAGGUAGCUGUACCAGCGGAGGAAGGACAGACAGAGCACCUGGUGAAUGCAGGCGAAGGGCCGUCAUACAGCAGUUUUGAUCCUGUAGAAGCAAAUGAGGGCGGAGCCUCAAAUCAGCCUGACAAUGGGAGCCCCACCAUGUCUGUGGCAUUUGAAAGUGAAGAUGAGGCUGAUGGAGGAGGAAGCAGCAAGGCGUCCCGACGGAAGAGCUGGAAACGCCCGGCCAUGGUGUCGUUUCUGGUGUAUGUGAUGAAACAGAGCUAUGUUCUCACCCUUAUAGCUAUGAUGGCUUGGAGUAUCACCUUCCACAGCUGGUUGACGUUUGUCAUGUUGUUGAGUGCCUGUUUCAUCUGGAUGUUCCCCUCGUCACGGAGGGUUUGUCUGAUGUUGUCCCCAGUCAUUGUGUUCUACGGUGAGGGGUUGCUAAUCAUUCAGUACGUGUAUGGAUUUGACCUUCCUGACGAACUCCCAGAACAAAUUGGAAAGGUGAAACUGUCUGAAAUUGGUCUACAGAAGUUCAAGUAUCCAUGUCUGCAGCUCGCAUUACAGUUGCUGUUUACCUUCACAUUCUGGAUGACAAUGCGACAGUUUAUGCGUGAGCGAGCCUUCCUCAAACAGGAUAACCCCACAGACUACGCUCUCAGUCAGCUUCAGCAACAUGGAUCCAAUCCCACCUCCAUCAAGUCACUCUUCACUGGUUGGAUCCAGUUGAGUGCCCUGACCGGCGGUCUAGCGACAGAUGGUUUUCCACUGCGGUUGGAUUCAGUUGAUGGGUAUGACAGUAACUCAAUGAAGGAAUUAGGUACCUAUAUCUGGUCAAUGCUGUCUAAGUACUGGAUAUUUGUGUGCGCUGGGAUGCUGCUGCUCAUCUCUAUACAAGACGUGGUCAUCUACCGAAUCAUCUAUCUCGUGUUUUUCCUCUACUUCAUCUUGGCCUUCCAGGUAAGAUACGACUCAACUAUUAUCUUCAGAAUGCACUUAGAUCUUUCUAAGCACUGGACUCUCCGACCAAGUGUAAGUACAUGUAUCACUGGAUUAACCAAUUACUGGAGAAACAGCACUGGACUCUCCGACCAAGUAUUGUCAGACAUUGGUCUGGAGAUCUUUGAUACAGCAGGCCUGUUUGAGAAGCUGCUGACACCAACGACCUUCCUCAUCCUUAUCAUCUUGCAAGUCCAUUACUUCCACAGACCCUUUCUCCUCCUCAGUGACUUGGAUAGACACAGGAAGGAGGAGUUACCUCAGCCAGUGGGUUCUAUGACCACCGACACAGAGGGUACCUCCGACAGCGAAGGUGUCAUACGCAAACAUACCAAGAAGAUGAGACGGAGAAUGAAGUACUACUUCUUGAUUGCCUGGUCACGGUGCAGUGUCUGGUGGAACGAUUUGUCGCGACUGAUGUGGAGGAUCGCUCAGAUCCACAUCUUCAAGGUCAUCGCAUUCACAAUCUUCAUGGUUGUCAUUCAGCAGAUAUCAGCUAUUAGUGCUGUGUAUGUGAUACUGUUGGGGAUAUUUCUGUUCCUGACAUCAAACCACAUAGCUAUCCUGCUAUUGAUAGCCUUCGAGAGGAUAGUGUUUUACCACCAGCAGCAGCACUACAACAGAGACAGCUUCGUUAAACCAGCCCGGGGCAUCAUCUUUCCUGAGAUCAGACGACCUGAUGCAGACAAGAACCUCAUCGCAUGUGCCAAGUUCUUGGCUAACUACUUCUUUUACAAGUUUGGUCUGGAGGUUUGUUACGUGAUGUUUGCUGUGACGAUCAGUGUACGAGUAGACGCCUACAGUGUUUUGUACGCCAUAAUACUGGGCACGCUGCUGUUCCUUUCCCGACGACAGAACGCCACCAUCUGGCCUCUGUUCACAGUCUUCAUUGCCAUCCUUCUGCCUCUACAGUAUCUCCAACGCCUUGGGCUCCCGGCGGGGCUUUGUAUAGAAUACCCCUGGCCGUGGGAUGAGGAUGAAGCCACAGAGAGCCUAGAACGCUGGUUGGUCCUACCAAACUACUUCAUAACACAGUGGCCUGAGGCCCGCAAGUUAGUGGCUGACUUUUUCCUGUUGCUGUUCAUGGCCCUGCAGUGGCAGGUGUUCCGGAGGGAAUCCGGGCCGAACAUGGCCACCUAUGGAGGGGGAGACAACUACGACAUCCUUCAGGAAGUGGAGGGCAACGUUCCUAAUCCUGUAGAGGAUUUCACCAGUGUUGUCAAAUAGUAUCUGGACAUAGCAAAGAGCGGUUUCUUUGUGUACAUGUACUGGGCCACCAUGUUCAUCGUGUUCCUGGCAGGCGUGACUCGUAUCAACAUCUUCAGCAUGGGCUAUGUGAUCUCAGUCUUCUGUUUCAUGUGGUAUGGACAGGAGUUCCUCCUUAAGCCUCUCAGCAAGAUCAGGAAAAGUUGGAAUUUGCUGAUUGGUUACAACUUUGCUGUACUGUUCCUGAAAGCGUCACUGCAGCUGCUGGGCUGUGUCUACAUCAACAAGCUUUACGAUGGUCAGUGGUGUUGGCUCGUACAACUUCUCGGUCUCACCUGUCUCACCUCACCUGAUAUAUCCUCCGCCAAUAAGUGGAGCAAAGAUUGCAGUGUGGAGGAGGAUGAUACGGGUCUGAUGUGGGACGUCGUCUGUUUUACCUUCCUACUGCUGCAGCUACGAAUCUACAACAGUCACUACUUCAGACAUGUUGUAUCCAGCUCAGAGGCCCAGAACAGACUAGCGUCAAGAGGCCCAGAACAGACUAGCGUCAAGCGUCAAGGUAAGAUACUGUCUCAGACAUGUUGUAUACAGCUCAGAGGCCCAGAACAGACUAGCGUCAAGGUAAGAUACUGUCUCAGACAUGUUGUAUACAGCUCAGAGGCCCAGAACAGACUAGCGUCAAGAGGUGCCGAGCUCAUCAACAUCAUCCUGGUACAGUACGUGAAACAACAGAAGGAAGAUGAACAGAGCGUAUUGCUGGGAAUCAAAAUGAAGAUGGAGAGUCUGAAGGAGAAGCAGAAGGCCAAGGUCAGGAAGGACUACGUGGAGACGGAGGAACAUUUCCAAGCGAUACGGUCUGGCGACUAUUACCUUUUUGAUGAGGAUGUGGAGAAGGAAGAUAAAGGCAAGGUGGAUAGCCUAACAUUUGGGGAAGGGAAACCAGAGGAUGAGGACGGUAGACUCAGCCCCACCGCGCUCAUCAGUACCGCCAUCACGUCAGGACCAGGCGCAGCAGUAGAAAUGGCAGACAUAGUCGAUGAGAAGGAGGCAGGGCAGAAGGAAAAGAAAGAAAAGGACAAGGACAGUCAACUGUCAGACGACGAAUCAGACAAAGAAACGUACGUUCAGAAGUCGUGGACCUUUUUGAGGUUUAUGGCUCGCCUACUUGAAAGCUUUGCUGAUUGGCUGAUUGAGAUGUUUAAUGACAUAUCCAAGAAUUACCGCAUGGUGGCUUCUACGCUGGAGGAGGAAAUGAAAGAGGAAAAGAAAAAAAUACAUGCGGAGAGAUGUCAGGUAACCUCCAUGCAGGAACAUCGUGUAGACCUGGACAUUUCGGGUGACGAAGCCGAUGCCGCGGACGGACAGCCUUCUUCCGAUGUGACAGAGUUAGUAGAAAUAACAACGGAGACAGGUCUAAAGCUGCCAUUGUCAGGUGACGAUGGAAGCGAUGGUUUGACCGCCAAGAAAAGUAAGUUUGAGAGCAGCAAGCCGAAGAUUUUCUUGUUACUGGAGGCGUGUUACUACCUCAUUAUUUCCCGCUCCGAGAUGGUGUGUUACUUUCUGAUGAUCCUGAACCAGAUCCUCAAUGCCAGCCUGCUGUCCCUGCCCCUCCCACUGAUGGUGUUCCUGUGGGGCAUGCUGUCGGUGCCACGCCCCUCAAAGACAUUCUGGGUCACUGUCAUCACCUAUACAGAGGCUAUCGUGGUUGUCAAGUACCUCUUCCAGUUUGGAUUUUUUACAUGGAAUGAUGGUCUUCCACCAUCUUCUCCUUUCUGGCCGCCUCGAAUUAUUGGGAUUGAGAAGAAAGAUGGAUAUGCUUAUGCUGAUCUGGUGCUUCUGCUGGCUCUGUUCAUACACCGGACGAUCCUCAAGCGCUACGGUCUAUGGAAGGAUGCUGAAGACAUAGAUGCAGACUUGAAGGAGAUAGAAAAGGUUAUCAGUCGACCAAACUCUCCACUGCCGGAGGACGAUGCUGACGUUACCCCUUGGACCGAGUCCACAGCGUCCACCAGUCUGCAGGUGACCUCAAUAGAGGAGUCCGGACCGGAUGACCUUGACAGAGGGAAGAAGAAGUCCAAGAGGAAGAAGAAAUAUUUCCAGCCUUUCACAGAUUUCUACAAACAGUUGACUAACCCAGACUACAACGCCACAACUGAUGUGUACGCUUCCAUGUUUUUCUGUGAUUUCAUCAACUUCCUGAUUGUGUUGUUUGGUUACCAGGCAUUCGGACCAGCGCAAUCUGGAGGAGGAGGUGACGUAACAUCGUAUCUCCGUGACGACAGGGUCCCUGUGACUUUCCUCUUCAUGUUAGUCACCCAGUUCAUCCUUAUCAUCAUUGAUCGUGCGCUCUACCUCAGGAAAAAUGUGAUGGGAAAGUUCAUCUUCCAGAUCUUCUUGGUGGCCAUGAUCCACAUUUGGCUGUUCUUCAUCCUUCCGUCUGUCACAGAGAGGAAGUUUUCGGAGAAUACCCCUGCCCAGCUGUGGUACUUUAUGAAGUGUAUUUACUUCGGCUUGUCUGCGUACCAGAUCAGGUCUAGCUAUCCAACACGUAUCCUUGGAAACUUCCUCACCAAGAAGUACAACUACCUCAACCUCUUCCUCUUCAAAGGAUUCCUUGCCAUACCGUUCCUGCUGGAGCUGCGCGUGUUGAUGGACUGGAUCUGGACAGACACGACAAUGGCUAUUGGCAGCUGGCUUCAAAUGGAGGAUAUAUAUGCCAACAUUUAUGUCCUAAAAUGCUGGAGAGAGUCAGAAAGGAAAUACCCGACGCCGCGUGGUGAGAAGAAGCGGUCACUAGUGAAGUAUGGAAUGGGAGGUUCACUACUGAUAUUGGUCAUCUUUAUCAUUUGGUUUCCACUGGUGAUUUUCUCUCUGGCCAACACCGUGUAUGUACCUAAUCCCCCCAUCGACUGCACCGUUACCAUAGCAAUCGGAGGAUUCCAGUGUGAGAUUGAUACCAGUAACAUAGAGUUCUACGUCAGCUUCACCAGGACGCCAAGUUCAUCCCAGGCAGGAGAGUCACUCAGUAAUGAGUUUACCGCAAAACUUGAUCCACUGACACAGAACAAGUUAGCGGAGAUCGUGGAGAAAAUGCAUGGUGAUAAAGUGGAAGUGAGCGAGUUAUUCCCACGAUUUAUACAUCUGCCGAGUAAGGGCCGAGCUGCCGAGGUCCGGGAACUCUUGUUUGGUUCCUCAAUCCAGUACAGCAAUGUUUCGCUGAGUCUGCGUAACGACACAAUCUCCGAGUGGUGGCAGGCCCAGGAGGUCGUUUACGGGGACAAUAUAUUCAGUCCAAGCGAGGACGGAACUAAAAGGAAGCUACUUGAUACCCUGACGCUCAUCACCUUCAACGACCGCGUCGCACCCGAGGGAUUCUCUUUCAUCACUGGAUACGGUAUCAUUGGACUAUAUGUUUCCUUGGUGAUGCUGAUUGGUCGCUUUGUUAGGACGUUGUUCAGUGGUCAGUCUGAGCGAAUUAUGUUCGAGGAACAGCCGAAUGUGGACAAUAUUUUAAACCUGUGUCUUGACAUCUACAUGGUGAGGGAAAGUCUCAACUUUAGGAUGGAAGAAGACCUGUUCGCCAAGCUUCUCUUCCUAUACCGCUCACCCAAAACUAUGAUCAUGUGGACAAAGCACAAGGUCGACUGAAGGUCAAUCACAAGGUUAAAGGUUGAGCAGUGUAAGGUCAAAUAGAGGUCACAAUGGUCAGAGGUUGUGUAGAAUAAUUUUCAGCAUGUAUUAUAAGGAGAGCAACUAAAGGUCUAACAUUAAUACCACACAUAGUUUUUAGUGUGUUUUAAACUGGCAUCAUGUUUUAAAGUCCCCAACACUGAUAUACAGUGUUAUCUGUAUCACAAGAAUAACCAGAAGAAGGCUGACUAUCACCAGAGUUGGUCUCAGUAUAUUUUUAAAUCUUUUUGAGAGAAUUAUUUGAUAGGGGUGAUCUCUCUAGCAGAUUUGAUAAUAUAAAUAGGAUGUAAAAAAGUGUCUAUAUACAUGCAGAGGUUCCUCAAUGCGAGGAGUGGUUGAUAAUCAUGUUUAUCUGCCUCAAGUUCGUGAAUUUUAAAAUUUGAUCUUCUUUAGUUAUCCAAUCCUCCUUCAAUCAUUUGAAGAUUAUAAAGACACAGAGUUUA